This is a messenger RNA of Caenorhabditis sp. 36 PRJEB53466, 2540 nucleotides long. NCBI's taxonomy places the organism in Eukaryota, Metazoa, Nematoda, Chromadorea, Rhabditida, Rhabditidae. The record is from the annotation of a GenBank genome assembly.
AUGGAGUCCCCAACUGAUCUUCGUUUAAAAGCUUACCGUCUGAUUGCUUACUCGGCUGUCGGAUUCUCGGUCACCGCCGCUGUUUCUUUGUGCCUGACCCUUCCGCUCAUCUACUCUUAUGUCCAGAACACUAAGACCAAUCUGGAAAGAGAAUCAAUGUAUUGCAAGGUAUCAGAUCUGUUUGAGAAUGAAUCCAAUUGUUUUAUGUGUUUCAGAGUUCGGUGCAAGAUAUGUGGUCUGAAAUCAACAAUGUGAACGAGUUGUCAUUUAACAGGACGGCAAGACAGGCGGGAUACACUUCAGGAGGAGCUGACGCUGGAGCUGGAACUGGAGGGCCUGCAGCAGGCGGUGGUUGUUCUGGAUGUUGCAAUCCUGGCCCGCCAGGUCCAGGAGGAAAUCCAGGUAAACCAGGAAAGCCAGGAAAACCGGGAGCUUCUGGAGCUCCAGGAGCUCCAGGAAAGGGAGCUGCAGUUCCAUGCGAAGCCAAGACUCCACCACCAUGCCAACCGUGUCCCCCAGGACCACCAGGGCCCCCAGGACCAGACGGACCAGCUGGACCACCCGGAGGAGCCGGAGAAGCAGGAGCCCCAGCCGCUCCAUCACCACCAGGACCACCCGGACCUCCAGGACCAGCAGGAGCUCCAGGAAAUGACGGAGCCGCCGGAGCUCCAGGACCAGACGGGCCUGCCGGAGAGAGCAAGUAUCCAGAGCCAGCAGGACCAGGACCAGCGGGACCACCAGGACCGGCAGGACCACCAGGACCAGAUGGAGCAAGCCCGACUGCUGCUCCAGGAGCACCAGGACCAAAGGGACCACCAGGACCAGGAGGAGCUCCAGGAGCCGAUGGAAACCCAGGACCGCCAGGACCACCCGGAAACGCAGGAGGCGAAGGUGAAAAGGGAAUCUGCCCCAAGUACUGCGCCAUCGAUGGAGGAAUCUUCUUCGAGGACGGAACUCGCCGCUAAUUUCUCGUCUCAAUUCCGCACUUUUCUAUUAUUUUCAAUGAAUAUAGAGCAUUCAAACAUCUGUUUCAAUUCUUCUCCCAGACUUCUUAUAAUAUUCAACCAGCGGGGAGUACCUGUCGUAAUUAUGAAAUAUGAGAAGGGAUCUAAAGCAAAAAGUAGGUAAAAACACUCAAUUAAAGUUAUUGAAAGUGCAUUACAUUGCUAGCAUUUCGGAAGAGGUAUUCUAAAAAGCCCGAGUAGAUAAAGCUAAUACAAUACAGUCACUUAUGUCUAUAGAUUGCAGGGUCCAUAAGGCAAGGCGCUGCAAUCUGGCCAUUUCUGGUUUAAAUUUAUGCAAAUCAGCUUCUGUAUUUUUAUUUCAAUGGUCAAUAACAGCUCCUUUUUCUGCUGCUCAGAAAAACUUAUUUGUACGCAAUACCGGUGAACGUUAGGCGGAAGAAGAAGUACAGCACGCAGUCGUGUUCCAUUUUUUCAUUCAUUUUUUGCAGUUGCCAUGUUGUUCGUUUCCUUUUCGCCGAAUUCAGUUUUUUCUGCACUUUUCCGCACGAAUUCAUUCGAAAUUCGGUGGCAGUCUCUAAACAUUAUUCUAAUUCAAGUUAUCGGUAUUUCAUCCUUUAUCAAUUCAAUUUUUAAACAGAACAUAUUGUCGUCACAUCGGUAGUUGUGUGUGUGAACACGGUCACGUCCGUUGGUACUGUUUAAAGAAAAGGGGGGUCGCGAAUCGAUUCACUCCCUCUCCCCUCCUCUCCUCGGCUGCCACCAGGCAGCCCCUCUUUUCCCCUAUUUUCUUUCUUUUUUUUUUGUUUUUCCUCGAUUCCCACCUGGAGAUCCCCCUAUUCUACUAUUUUCUUUAAUUUCUUACGUAUACCACUCAAUACCGUGAGUUAUGCCUAUUUUCCAUCGCAUUCAUCGCUUUCAUCCAAUUUUCACAAAAAACGGUGAAUGCAUCCUUAGAGAUAAGAAAACUUGAAUGAUUCUGAAAUUGAUAUAUUUGAAGAGAGACAAAAUUUAUGAGAAUCAAAUUCUACUCGGUUUCGGCAAAUCAACCUUCCCUUCAGAAGAAAAAUAAUAAAUAAUAAAUUCUUAGUCAAAUCAUUCCAAAUAAUAUUUCAGGAAAAUAAAAUUCAAAAAUCGUCAGAUCAGGCGAACUAUCUCGAGAGCAUCCGGAGAGGGUAGGAAAUAUGCAGGCUCUACCAAAAUCCGAACGCAGGUAACUUUUUUCCCAUCACAAACUGCACAAUUCCAUCUUAAUUUUCAGUCAAAAAUUGCUUGUUCAACCCGUCAAAACGUGCUCCGUUGCCGCAAGAAGUCUGUGCACUUCCGAGAAGCUUUAGCAUCUUCACGUUUGUUGGAGGUCGCGGAAGGUACAACGAGAGAGAUCUCACAAUAUGGGAUCCUUUGAUCAGGCAGUGGUCCGAAGAAGUGAACCAGGAACGUGAGUUCCAGAAGAGACAAGGGUGGAUCAAAAUGAAGGCAUCACAGAGGGUAGGUUAAGAUAGUACCUGAUUUUGGAGCUUAUGAUUAUACUUACAGCGUGGUACGAACAGAAGAGGACGGUACGAUCUCGACAAUUAA